GCUUGCCCGYGCGUGCCUUGGCUCCCGGGGCGGCGCCAUGUUCUACGCGGUGCGCCGCGGACGGCGCACGGGCGUCUUCCGCACGUGGGCGGAGUGUCAGGAGCAGGUGAACAGGUUCCCCGCCGCCAGCUUCAAGAAAUUCGCCACCGAGAAGGAGGCCUGGGCCUUCGUGGGCGCCGGCCCCGCGGCGCUGCCGCCGCGGCCCGCAGAGACACAAGGUCCUGCAACCAUAACACAGGAAAAUGCCAGCUGCAGAGGGGAGGCAGAAAGUGACUUCCUAUGUGGCAGUCAGUGCAAGAGGCCAUAUGAGCAGUCUACAUCUGAGGAACAUGGCCCAAAACGCAUAAAACCUGAUGAAACGUGCACAGUGCCCACGGUCAGUGAAGAUCAAUUUUCAUACAUGGGUGACUUUGCAGUUGUGUAUACGGAUGGUUGCUGCUCAAGUAAUGGGCGUAAUAGGGCACGUGCUGGAAUAGGUGUCUACUGGGGACCAGGCCACCCUUUAAAUACCAGUGAAAGGCUUCCUGGACGGCAGACUAAUCAAAGAGCUGAAAUACAUGCAGCCUGCAAAGCAAUAGAGCAAGCAAAGAGUCAAAACAUCAAGAAACUAAUUAUCUACACUGAUAGCAAGUUCACUAUUAAUGGUAUCACAAGUUGGGUCGACAACUGGAAAACAAAUGGCUGGAGAACAAGCUCAGGAGGAAGUGUGAUAAAUAAAGAAGAUUUUGAAAGACUUGAUAGACUGUCAAAAAACAUAGAGAUCCAGUGGAUGCAUAUUCCUGGUCAUGCUGGAUUCCGAGGAAAUGARGAAGCCGAUAGACUGGCAAGAGAAGGAGCAGGCAAACAGAAAUUGUGACACRUCGGGGCUAGAGACUGUUGCAGUCGGAGGAGAGGACUAACACCAUUCGACCUGUUGUCAUUGUUUGAGUUGAACUUCGAACUGUAUUUCUAUGUGGCCUGUGGCUUUAAACAUACACCAACUUAUGAAAAAAAACGUGUAUUUUCUUUCUGUUGCGUUUGUUUUAGCAUCAAAUCAGUAUUUAGGUAACGGCAUACAGAGUUUGGCUUUUUCCCCCAUCUUACUGAAGCGCUGCUGUCAAUGUUUUUUAGCUGUCUCAUAUAGACUUGAAUUCACUAUAUAUGA
Molecule: messenger RNA, 1144 nt
Organism: Nothoprocta perdicaria
Lineage: Eukaryota; Metazoa; Chordata; Aves; Tinamiformes; Tinamidae
Gene: RNASEH1
Product: ribonuclease H1
Exons: 8
Coding region: 38-856 (272 amino acids)
Biological process (GO): DNA replication, removal of RNA primer
Molecular function (GO): RNA-DNA hybrid ribonuclease activity; nucleic acid binding; magnesium ion binding
Source: RefSeq, a predicted model, not a curated record